AUGUCCUCCGCCUACGGCGCCAUCCCCCCACCCCCCGCGACCACUCCCCUCCCCCUCCCGCACUCUUUCAUCCUCCGCAACGGCACCUUCGCCAUUCUCACAUCCUUCAAUCCAACCUCAGAUUCCCACCUCCUCCCCGUCCUGCGCGGCUUACUGAACGCAGAGAUCGAGAAGGGAGACACCUACCCGCAGGAGCAGGUGCUGCAGGAAGCGGAGUUUGAAGCCUACUUCUGUAGCGGAACCGUGUUUCUGGCUAGGGUUGCGGGCGAGGGGGGGGAUGUCAUUGGGUGCUUUUACGUCAAGCCGAAUUUCCCCGGCCGCUGCUCGCAUAUCUGCAACGCCGGGUUCAUCGUCUCCCCCAGCUACCGCAACCUCGGCGUCGGGCGCGCGCUCGCGGAGCUGUUCCUCGUCGUGGCGCCCAAGCUGGGUUACAAGGCCUCUAUGUUCAAUCUGGUGUUUGAAAGCAACACGCCCUCGAUCCGCCUCUGGCGCUCGCUCGGGUUCCGUGAGAUUGGACGGAUUCCCAGGGCCGGGAGGUUACGGCUUCCCGUUGGGAAUUCCACGACGACCUCCGAGGUGGAGUCUGGAACAACGACCGCGGGUGGGGUGGGCGAGGUGCAGGAGACGUAUGUGGACGCGUUGAUGUUUUAUUAUGAUUUUGCGGAUUUAGAGAGGGCGGCGUAG
Messenger RNA from Fimicolochytrium jonesii, 684 nucleotides. RefSeq names its product acyl-CoA N-acyltransferase. The transcript is spliced from 3 exons. Lineage: Eukaryota; Fungi; Chytridiomycota; Chytridiomycetes; Spizellomycetales; Powellomycetaceae. The record is from RefSeq and is a predicted model, not a curated record. Bases 1 to 684 code for a protein of 227 amino acids. Gene Ontology annotation, molecular function: acyltransferase activity, transferring groups other than amino-acyl groups.